Messenger RNA from Hemicordylus capensis (graceful crag lizard), 4079 nucleotides. RefSeq names its product lon peptidase 2, peroxisomal (gene LONP2). Gene Ontology annotation, biological process: protein catabolic process; protein processing; protein targeting to peroxisome. The coding region runs from base 231 to 2795 and encodes 854 amino acids. NCBI's taxonomy places the organism in Eukaryota, Metazoa, Chordata, Lepidosauria, Squamata, Cordylidae. The transcript has 15 exons. Gene Ontology annotation, molecular function: ATP hydrolysis activity; ATP binding; serine-type endopeptidase activity. The record is from RefSeq and is a predicted model, not a curated record. Gene Ontology annotation, cellular component: peroxisomal matrix.
UUCCUGUCUACAUUGCAAAACCCUCCGAAGGUUCCUUCCUGCCCGGCAGUCCCGGGUGCUGCCUUGCUGGCCGCAGCCUGCAGGGGGCAGCAGCGAGCGCGUCUCGCCUCGCUCUUCCUCUCCCCCGCCCCACCCGCCUGCACAGGUGGCGGGGAUUGGCCCUCGCCGGCUGCCGUAGCGCGGCCUGCGGACUUUGCUCCGCGGCAGGCCCAGAGCGCGAGAGCCCAGCCAUGGCGUCGUCCGGAGGCAGCACCAUCCAGAUCCCGAGCCGCCUGCCGCUGCUGCUGACGCCCGAGGCGGUGCUACUGCCGGGCUCCACCAUGCGCGCCAGCGUGGACUCGCCGCGGAACAUGCAGCUGGUGCGGAGCCGCCUCCUGAAGGGCACGUCGCUCAAGAGCACCAUUAUCGGCGUCAUCCCCGACACCCGCGACCCGGCCAGCGACCUCGACGCGCUGCCCCCGCUCCACAGGAUUGGGACAGCAGCGUUGGCUGUCCAGGUAGUUGGCAGCAACUGGCCCAAGCCGCAUUACACUUUGCUGGUCACAGGCCUCUGCAGAUUCCAGAUUUUGCAGCUGGUGAAAGAGAAGCCUUAUCCCGUUGCUGAUGUGGAGCAGCUGGAUCGGCUGGAACAGUUUACCAACAAGUCUAAUUCCGAGGAGGAGCUGGGAGAGCUGUCAGAGCAGUUCUACAAAUAUGCGGUUCAGCUGGUUGAGAUGCUGGAUAUGUCGGUCCCUGCAGUGGCGAAACUGAGACGCCUGCUUGACAAUCUGCCCAGGGAGGCUUUACCUGAUAUAUUAACUUCCAUCAUCCGCACCAGCAACCAAGAGAAGCUUCAGAUUUUAGACGCCGUUGGCUUGGAGGAACGGUUCAAGAUGACCAUCCCGUUGCUCGUCAGACAGAUCGAAGGUCUGAAGCUGCUUCAGAAAACUCGGAAACCCAAACAGGAUGAUGACAAAAGGGUUGUAGCUAUCCGCCCGAUUCGAAGGAUUGCCCACAUCCCAGGCACUGCAGAAGAUGAAGAGGAGGAUGAAGACCAUGACGACAUUGUGGUACUUGAAAAGAAAAUCCGAGCCUCCAGCAUGCCCGAGCAAGCUCUAAAAGUGUGCGUGAAAGAGGUAAAGAGGUUGAAGAAAAUGCCUCAGUCAAUGCCAGAAUACGCUUUAACCCGAAAUUAUCUGGAGUUGAUGGUGGAGCUACCAUGGAGCAAAAGUACUAAAGAUCGCCUGGAUAUCCGGGCAGCCAGAAUUCUUUUGGACAAUGACCAUUAUGCUAUGGAGAAGUUGAAGAAGCGAGUGUUGGAGUAUUUGGCCGUCAGACAACUGAAGAACAACCUGAAGGGCCCCAUCCUUUGCUUUGUGGGCCCUCCUGGAGUUGGAAAAACUAGCGUGGGAAGAUCCGUGGCAAAGACUCUGGGCCGCGAAUUCCAUCGGAUCGCCUUGGGAGGAGUGUGUGACCAGUCGGACAUCCGAGGACACAGGCGUACCUACGUGGGCAGCAUGCCUGGGCGGAUCAUCAAUGGCCUGAAGACGGUGGGGGUGAACAAUCCCGUGUUCCUGCUGGAUGAGGUGGACAAGCUCGGGAAGAGCCUGCAGGGGGACCCCGCGGCAGCUUUGCUGGAGGUCUUGGAUCCCGAGCAAAACCACAACUUCACGGAUCAUUAUCUCAACGUCGCCUUCGACUUGUCUCAAGUCCUCUUCAUCGCCACGGCCAACACGACCGCAACCAUCCCACCAGCUUUGCUGGACAGAAUGGAGAUCAUUCAGGUGCCAGGAUACACGCAAGAAGAGAAGAUCGAAAUUGCCCACCGGCACUUGAUUCCAAAGCAGCUGGAACAGCAUGGACUGACCCCUCAGCAGAUUCAGAUCCCUCAGGAAGCAACCUUGGCCAUCAUCACACGGUACACCCGGGAGGCAGGCGUUCGCUCUUUGGAUCGCAAGUUCGGAGCGAUCUGCCGAGCGGUUGCGGUGAAGGUGGCAGAGGGCCAGCACAAGGAGACAAAGCCAGACCGUUCAGAAGCGACAGAAGGAGAAGAGGGCCGAGAGCCUCUUGCGGAGGACGCUAAACCCGAUUCCCUCGGGGACGCCACGGACUUGGCUCUGCCACCCGAAAUGCCCAUUCUCAUCGAUUUCCGUGCCUUGAAAGACAUCCUCGGGCCACCGAUGUACGAACUGGAGGUGUCGGAGCGACUGAACCAGCCAGGCGUGGCAAUCGGCUUGGCUUGGACUCCCUUAGGAGGGGAGAUCAUGUUUGUGGAAGCCAGCCGCAUGGACGGGGAGGGCCAGCUGACUCUGACAGGACAGCUGGGCGAUGUCAUGAAGGAGUCGGCACAUCUUGCCAUCAGCUGGCUGCGCAGCAAUGCGAAGAAAUACCAUUUGACAAAUGCUUCUGGAAGUUUUGAUCUCCUUGACAACACAGACAUCCAUCUGCACUUCCCAGCUGGAGCUGUCACAAAAGAUGGACCAUCUGCUGGAGUUACCAUAGUAACCUGCCUUGCCUCCCUUUUCAGUGGGCGGCUGGUGCGUUCAGAUGUAGCCAUGACUGGGGAAAUUACGCUAAGAGGCCUUGUUCUUCCCGUGGGAGGAAUCAAGGACAAAGUCCUGGCCGCGCACAGAGCCGGCCUGAAGAGAAUUAUCAUUCCCCAAAGAAAUGAAAAAGACCUUGAGGAGAUUGCCGCGAACGUACGGCAGGACCUGAAUUUUGUGAUGACAAGCUGCCUGGAUGAGGUCCUUAACGCAGCUUUUGAUGGGGGAUUUUCGGCAAAGACUCUACUUGAUCACUUUAGUAGUAAACUCUAAGCAAAUUGAUGGGGCUUGCUCAAGGAACGAAAUACAAAGCUGGGAGUUCAUCUGGCAGGUGAUUAAAAAAAGGUGGGGUAUGCAUAUAAAAAGGGUAAUAGUAGAAUAUACUGACAUUAGCCACCAGAUUCUUAUCAAGAAGGGGUAAGAAUCACCAAGACAAUUAUGGACCUGCUGACCACCAUGGUUGGCCUUGAUUAAUGGGGAGCAAUCUGGGGAGAUCGAUUUUGGCACUAAGCUCUUAAUAAUCAUUAUUCCGCUACACAAUUAAGCAUACUUGUACAGGAGCUGAAUGGCAUUGCCCAGUCAUGUAGACCUUCAAAACAAAACAAAACACAAAACGCACUGCCUGCUAAUGAAGCCUGACUUUUCUCUCUCUUCCCCCAAAGAGCUUGUCAUAAUUGGAGAUCUACCCUGCCUGCAUUUCAGCACUGUGGUUAAAAUGCUAUUGAUCCUAAACUGCAGCGUAGUUCCGUUUACCUCGAAAGAAUGUGUGCAAGGGAAUGAUUUAGUCAUGGUCCUGUAGGUAAGUGGGGAGGGACAACUGCUGAGCGUUAAUCAGUAAUAUACUUAGAUUGGGUCAAAGGGGGUUUGUAUGUUGGCUACCUCCCUGCAACUCUGCAUUCAGAGGACAUCCUGAUUUUACAGCAGGACGUGGGAGAGCCAGAGAGAGAGACACCCCUGGGAUUUGGGAAUCACUGCUUUGCCCAGUAGAACAGUGGUCCUCAACCAGGGUUCCUCCAGAUGUUGCUAAACUACAGCUCCCAACAUCCCCAGCCACAAUAAGUUGUAGCUGGGGAUGCUGGGAGUUGUAGUUCAGCACCAUCUGGAGGAACCCUAGUUGGGAACCACUGUAGUAGAAGACAGAACUCUUCUUCCUCUAUAUACCUGGGGUUCUCAACACUGGGUCCCCAGAGGUUGUUGGACUUCAGCUCCCAUAAUCUCCAACCAAAGGCCACUGGGGCUGGGGAUUAUGGGAGCUGAAGUCCAUUAACAACAGGAGACCCAAUGCUGAGAAUCCCUGCUCUGUACCGGGGCUACUCAGCUGCCCCCACCCCACCCCAAUGUGCUCUCCGACAGUAAUCUCAGCUGUAUUCGCUGCAGCUCCUUUAACUGCUUUAAAUUAUGAAUUAAAUGUAGCAAUCUCUUUAAGUGGGAGGAUGAAGCAAUUCACUGCUUUUUCUGUACAACAGGCGGCUUGGUUAACUUGUCAUGCUACUGCUGUUUAGUACAAAAUCUGAAAAUUUCAAAUGUUACUAUAAAGCUGUUAAUUACUGCUGUUAA